AUGGAUUCGAGCAAUGCACGCCGUGAUCAACGCGACGCGGUGGAGCCGGACUCGUCACUUGGGGGUGAAAGUCCCCAGAUGCGCCCGCACGGAGACAAACGCCUGCCGAACGCGCAAGCCCGCACGGCCGCGCUCCAGGCCACGCUCGCCGAUCUGACCGCGCGGCGCGCCGACGUGCUUAAAGAAUUGACGGCCAUUCCCUCUGUGGCUGCAAAACUCCCCUCCCACGCGGCUGCCACGAAUCCCACCGCCAAGUCCGAGGCUGACGCCAAUGCCGAAAAGGAUGCCGCGGUCCAGGCUGCAAAGGACAUCGUCCAGCAGCACAUCCGCCGUCUGCAAAACUACAACGAAAUGCGCGACAUUGGCCAAGGCUUGAUGGGCAUCAUCGCCGAGUCCAGGGGCGUAAGGAUCAAAGAAGUCCAAGAGGAGUUUGACAUUUCCGCCAACGACUGA
Lasiodiplodia theobromae is the source of this 453-nucleotide messenger RNA. RefSeq names its product DNA repair protein. The record is from RefSeq and is a predicted model, not a curated record. Gene Ontology annotation, cellular component: Swi5-Swi2 complex; Swi5-Sfr1 complex. The coding region runs from base 1 to 453 and encodes 150 amino acids. The transcript has 2 exons. Lineage: Eukaryota; Fungi; Ascomycota; Dothideomycetes; Botryosphaeriales; Botryosphaeriaceae. Gene Ontology annotation, biological process: double-strand break repair via homologous recombination; meiotic DNA recombinase assembly involved in reciprocal meiotic recombination; meiotic joint molecule formation.